GCAGAGGGGCGUUUUUAAUGCAUCCAUCAGGAGCCUGGUGCUCAGUGUAUCAGAAUUGCAGUGCACUGGACUGGACAGAACCGGGAAGCAUCCAUACUGUCGGUGAGGGUGGGGUCCGGCUGCACUGAGAGACAAAACACACACAGAGGGGAAAAGGAAUAAGGAGAGAAGAGGAGGGCGAGCACCAGAAGAGGAACACAACAAGGGAUGAAAGGAGACACCCCUGUGAACAGCACCAUGAGUGUCGGUCAGGCCAGGAAGCUGGUGGAACAGCUGAAAAUCGAAGCCAGUUUCUGUCGGAUCAAGGUAUCGAAAGCAGCCGCAGACUUGAUGGCUUACUGCGAUGCUCACGCCUGCGAGGACCCCCUGAUCACCCCUGUGCCCACCUCAGAGAACCCCUUCAGGGAGAAAAAGUUCUUCUGUGCUCUCCUCUGAGCAUGAAAUCAGCAAGAAUCGAAUUAGCCUCAUUUAGAUGAUUGAUUUGUGUAUGCUCAUAUCACACACACACACACACACACACACACACACACACACACA
This is a messenger RNA of Ictalurus punctatus (channel catfish), 537 nucleotides long. RefSeq names its product guanine nucleotide binding protein (G protein), gamma 3 (gene gng3). The record is from RefSeq and is a predicted model, not a curated record. Gene Ontology annotation, biological process: G protein-coupled receptor signaling pathway. Lineage: Eukaryota; Metazoa; Chordata; Actinopteri; Siluriformes; Ictaluridae. Gene Ontology annotation, molecular function: G-protein beta-subunit binding. The coding region runs from base 208 to 435 and encodes 75 amino acids. Gene Ontology annotation, cellular component: heterotrimeric G-protein complex. The transcript is spliced from 3 exons.